AUGUUUCGCUUCCCGCCAAUCCAAACACCAAUCGACAUAUUGUUGGGGAAGGAAGACUGUACACUCGAGAAACUUUUGAAUGAAGAGGACUUCCCUACGGAGAUCCGGAAGAAUAACGAACUCAUCGACUUCUGCGUCGAACCAGAUAACAUUAAAAAAUUCUUGCAAUACACCACCUUCGAUAUCACCCCAACCGACGACAAAACACUUUUCGAUAAAUAUCACUCCAUCUGCAUCUCUCUUUUCUGCGAAGAACCGUCUCAUAUCAUCGAUGUCAUUGGAACAAAUGAGGAGUUAAUUAAAUACGUGUUUUCUGCAGUACAAUCGACUAAUGAGAAAAGAAUGAGCGCAGGUGGGUUGGUCCUUACCGCUAUCAUCCAAGUCCCUAACUCAUUGGUCUACGAAUUGUUCACAGCAGACGAUUCAAUGUUAAAGACUAUUACUAGUCACUUGGAACUCGACGGAUUUUUGGAGUCGAUAUUACAGUUGAUGAAACUCGAAGACCAAGGAAAGGAAGGAUGCAUCGAGUGGAUUUGCAAAAGAGGAUUCAUCCCAACUUUACUCAAAACGUUGAUGGGGACAACAUCCCUCGACAUGAUCGGAAAUAUUUCCAUCUUCAUCCACAACGUCGUCAUGUGGAAAGUCUCAAACGACACAUCUCAUGCCUUCCAGUUCAUCACACUCCUUAACAACGACCCCAUCCUCCCCGACUUCGUGAAGUCGAUUUUCGAAAGCCCGGAUGAUAUGUAUAUGGGACACUGCUUCAGAAUUGUUAGUAAUGUACUUGCUUGCAGCACUAUAUUGACAUACACUAACCCAAAUGAACUCCCAGGCAUCUUCAAAUCACUUCUCCCAUUCAUCUCACAGUUCGACCAAGUCUUCCGUAAUAGGAAAGCAGGGAAUAUUCUCAAUAAUUUGGUUUAUAUUGUCCUCUCACUCGUGCUCAGUGGGUUCCAACAAAUCUACGACAAGUUGGCGUCGGAAAACGUAUUGAACGUCAUGAUGGAAACAUUCUACGGCGACCAUUUGUGUACUAUCCUGAGACAGACAAUCCAAAUGACGGUGUUGACCAUUAUAAAUGGGAAUAUCACAAAUAUCAAAACCAAAUUGUUGGACGGCGGGAAAUUGCUGAAAACGUUUGUCGAGAAGGACAAAGAAGGAGAGAAAGAAAAGAGAGAGAAAAAUAUGGGCCCUGACUACUGGCUCAUCGCAGCAAGACUUAUGACCAACAUCCUUCAAGCAGUUGAAGACAAGGAGGAUGAGAACGAAUUUUACAAAACUGUUUUGGACGAUAAGGAGUUUGUGGAGUAUGUCAAGAAUGUUGUGAUACCGCGUGAAGAUGAAACAAGCGAGUACUUUAACAAACAAGAUACCACCGCAGAGGAAUCUGACAUCUCGAACGACUCGCAAAAUUUCCAGAACGACGAAGAGGACAACGGGUUCGUUAACAUCGACGACGAUAUUGACGACGAAAUCGUGGAGAGAAAUUAA
Molecule: messenger RNA, 1491 nt
Organism: Entamoeba invadens IP1
Lineage: Eukaryota; Evosea; Mastigamoebida; Endamoebidae
Exons: 1
Coding region: 1-1491 (496 amino acids)
Cellular component (GO): cytosol; nucleus
Molecular function (GO): protein phosphatase binding; protein phosphatase regulator activity
Source: RefSeq, a predicted model, not a curated record